Gekko japonicus is the source of this 266-nucleotide messenger RNA. RefSeq names its product DNA topoisomerase 2-binding protein 1-A-like. Gene Ontology annotation, biological process: mitotic G2 DNA damage checkpoint signaling; DNA replication initiation; mitotic DNA replication checkpoint signaling. The record is from RefSeq and is a predicted model, not a curated record. The annotation marks the transcript as partial. The transcript is spliced from 2 exons. NCBI's taxonomy places the organism in Eukaryota, Metazoa, Chordata, Lepidosauria, Squamata, Gekkonidae.
GUCAUUAAAACAGACCAGAAGUCUGAUGAUGAACCAGAAAAACAGCGCAGAUUCCAGCUGUCUUCCCUUAACCCCCAAGAGCGCAUUGAUUAUUCCCAUUUAAUUGAAGAGCUGGGCGGGGUGGUGCUUGAGAAACAGUGCUUUGACCCUCGCUGUACACACACCGUUGUGGGAAGCCCCCUUCGCAAUGAGAAAUUCUUGGCAUCCAUGGCAGCUGGAAAGUGGGUGCUCCAUCGCUCCUACCUGGAGGCAUGUAGGACAGCACG